Messenger RNA from Priapulus caudatus, 4618 nucleotides. Its product is annotated as BTB/POZ domain-containing protein KCTD5-like. Lineage: Eukaryota; Metazoa; Priapulida; Priapulimorpha; Priapulimorphida; Priapulidae. Gene Ontology annotation, biological process: proteasome-mediated ubiquitin-dependent protein catabolic process; protein homooligomerization. Bases 6 to 659 code for a protein of 217 amino acids. The record is from RefSeq and is a predicted model, not a curated record. Gene Ontology annotation, molecular function: cullin family protein binding. Gene Ontology annotation, cellular component: cytoplasm; Cul3-RING ubiquitin ligase complex. The transcript is spliced from 6 exons.
CCGUCAUGGCGGCUGAGAAUGGAGUGUCAAAUCAUGAAGGUGCUAAUAAAAGUGAUCAGAACGGCCUUCCGAAUCAGUGGGUGCGGCUAAAUGUCGGUGGAAAAUGUUUCCUAACAACAAAAACAACUCUAUGCCGAGAUCCACAGUCAUUUCUCUGUCGACUAUGUCAGGAGGACCAUGCAUUGAAUUCGGACAAGGAUGAGUCCGGCGCAUAUUUGAUAGACAGAGAUCCUACAUUUUUCGGUCCCGUCCUUAACUACUUGCGACACGGGAAACUCGUGAUCAACAAACAUCUAGAAGAAGAAGGGGUGCUAGAGGAAGCGGAAUUCUAUAAUAUAGAGGAACUUAUCAAAUUAGUCAAGAUAAGGAUAUCUGAACGUGACUCACAGAAGCAGCAACUGGAGCGGAGGAAGCACGUAUACCGGGUGCUGCAGUGCCAGGAGGACGAACUCACACAGAUGGUGUCUACAAUGUCCGACGGCUGGAAGUUCGAACAGAUUGUCAACAUCGGGUCGACGUACAACUAUGGCAACGAGGAUUCGUCAGAGUUCCUGUGUGUCGUCUCGCGCGAGUGUGACACGACAACGGCCAAUGGCGUCGGCGAGAUGAGGGAGCCACAGGACAACAGAAAGGUUCUGCAACAAAAGGGAUCACGCUAGAUUUCCGAUCUCAACGUCAGCUGGGCUGUGAGGGACAGAGCCACCUGCUAGGUCUCCACAGCUACAAAUCGGUCACCCGGCCAUCAUAUCCAUGCCGACAUGAUCUCAGAUGCGCGGUAAUUCAACUUCAUCUUUCUGGCAAACAAGAAUGGCGGUCGCUCACGCCACCAGAUGGCGUUGCUGUAUGUGCGACGGUGUCCAGACACAUUCUUUCCUUGAAAGUGCGAGUUGAAUUGUCGUUAUCAGCCUGCGACCUGAGCUGGUGUCGUGUGAGUAAACCUCUCCACGAGGCUUGGAGGAUUGCAAGGGGAGAGACUGCGGGACUGCAAGCACAUUACAGUUGUGCUGGAAGAAUGUAAUCUACGGGGGUAAGCGAAAGAAGGCAGCCUUCUCACGUGGGAUCUCAAAGAGUGAUGUCUGCCGAGUGUGGGGAAGAUCCUCUGCGAGGUUGGGAGAAGGAGAGAGCUAGCUCGUGGUCACGUGAGAAAACCGUGGCGUAACAGGUCUGAGAAUAAGCGAUGGGGAAUCGCCGUGGUAACGUAUAUCACGGAUAGUGUCGAUAGUUGUAAUAAGACAUGUUAUCGUUUAGUCCUAGCCGGUGAUAAAAGCGUCUUUUGUAAUGUUUUACCACUUUCGAAAUUAUCGGUAAUAUAGGUACGAGCGUGAUCUGAACUGCUGGCUUAAUUUCAAGGCAAUGAAGAGCCACAGUCGAUGUGUCCACUGUCUGAUUUGUUGGGUAAAUAUUUUAGUUAUUGGAUUCUGGUGGCGCUAGCCUUGUUGUUAUGUAAUAGAAUGAAGCUGACACUAAGGGCUUCAUCUUCUGUUAAGUUGCCUGAUUUGUCCUUGUUCUUUGUGACGUUUUUUUAGUGAUGAUAAGCUUUUAGGUGCAUUUUGAUAUUUUUCCUCUUACUACAAAUGUGUAGUAUAAUCUUACUGAUCGCCCGAUUUUUUUCAAACGUUACGAAUUGUACAGUUGGGUGCUUGAAUAGUCUGUACAUAUAAUUUAUGCCAGGAUGUAGAAAUAGUUUAUAUUAUAAUCGUACGAUAGGUGUACUACAACAACCAUAGCACAAUUGCUUGGUUCCUAUAACCAAUGAGUCAUAAGACUGGUCUAUUACUAAUUAAGACAUACUUUAAUGGCCUAAUCAUGCAGUUUUAGUUUAUUUUAGUUUAUUUGGACUCCAACGUACAUACAAUGUUGGACGUAACUGUACAUUUAAGUACGGAAGUCGGACUUAUGAAAUGCGAAACGCUUGGCUGUUCAGAGAUAACUCUGCAAAAAACCUCAAACGCAGAUGUGGCUCAACGACAUAGAUGAUUCCAGAAGGACAAUCAAUGUGCAGCGGCCCACAUAGCUGCUGCCGUGUCUCGCAUACACUGACGUUCCCAAAGUUUUGGUAAAUGGAGUAAAAUCUAAUUGGGUAAGAGGACCCGUUGGCGACUGUAGAAUGAUAUAUGAUAUCAACGACGUGUAGCUGGAGGUCAGAGCGCGUGUGUAUAUAUGCGCAUGUCAUCUUACCGUUAUUCGAUCGAUACUUCCCUACUUCUGAAAGAUUAUUGGUGAUCCAUCCUUCAGUCGUAAGGAUUGUAGCAAGGAUCAUAAAACUCCGUCGAUGAGGUGUAGUUACUGAAUGGAAUUUUACCGAUUACGAAUGUAAAGAUGUCACAGAUCAUAUUUGAUUGGGUGUAGAAGUUGUCCCGAGAGAUGAGGCACGUUGAGAUUGUAAGAUGUCUUAUCGCGGCAUUUGUAGAAUGAUCGUGUCAUAAAACCCCCUCGCCCAUCUUAUUCACCCAUAAUUACAUUUACUGCCGCAAUAAAGCUUGAAAUCCAACGUUCGUGUAUUUAAAUAUAUCGUGACAAUACCUAUAUCAUGUAACCAGCAGACUUAAUAACUCAAUCCGGCCAGAUUUAGUGUUUUUUUCAUAUGAUGUGCGCACAUGUAGGUUAAAUUGCCACACAAGUUGUAGUGAACGGUGCUGCUACAUACGACGUUUGCAGUUGCUUGUGAAUGAUAUCCUGUGUGAUGACGUCUUACUUAUGCAAUAUUUUUAUGCUUGCCACGUGGAAUGGCCACGAGGCUGUCUCUAUGAACUAUUAUCGUAAUUUGUUGUCUUUGUUUAUUUGUUUGUUUAGCAUUUUUGAUACUGGUAGUAGGAAUCUGUGUGAAUUAGUGGCAUCUUCCUUCUGCUGAGCUAGUUUUCAGAGGCUAUGUUCUUUCACAGAGAACUGGCCCGUUCUGAGGCAGAGGCUGAGGCGUAUUAUGUUGUUACGGAUCUUGCUGUUAUUUAUAAUGUGUCAUCGUAGUGUUUUUGCUUGAGGUUCGAUGUACUAUUUUUUUGUUUUGAUAUGCAGGUGUGCCAGAGAAGUUGAUACUUUGUUUUCAGUCAAUUCAGUUUUUUCACAGCUGCGAUAAAUUUUAGAUAUCGGCGACGCGGCGUUCAUCUAAUUCAUUGAGCGUGGAUGGAUAGGUAUCGGGGAAUGUUUGCAACUUACGUCUAUUUGGAAUCGUUUUUAUUGGGAAAAAUCUAUAAACUGGAUGUGAUUUUAUUAAUCAAAAGUAAUGAAUAAGAAACCGGGUUUACCAUUAUCAGUGUUACGUUACUUAUCUCUCCACUUUCAGACUGUCACCAUGCAUCUUCAUUGCUUCUGCUGCCUGCGUUUAGAAUUUCAAUGUGUUGUUUUUAAUCGUUCUCAUCAACUCUGGCUGACCCGCCGUUUGAGGGCUGGUUAUGUUUCGUUUCAAUUUAGACGUUGUAUUCGCUGUGGUAAUGUGUAAACAUUGAUGAUGUUGUGCCAUAUGUGUCGAGUCAGUAUUUAAAUUAUAUCAGCAUUUACGCUGGCAUUUAUAUGUGACCGUCGCUUAUUUGUUAUGUGUUAUGUGAAUUCGACCUUGAUGUUUGUGGGGGUUAGACGAUGCAUGAGUUUGCUCCCCAUGAACCUUUCCAGUAUUCUUUUACACGUACGUGUUAAGUAUCUUCAUAGAUAAUUAACGUCGCGUGAUAUAGCACGCGAUGCUAGAUUGAUACCAAAUACGCUUCUCUUCCAGUAAACUUUAUAGAUUUGGUAACGAUCUCAUUAAUGGAGGAAUCUAAUUAUUGAAUAGCAUGCAGUAGAGGAGAAAGUACAAUGUGUUGAGUAGUGAGGAGGGAUGGACUGAUGGAUGUAGCGAAGCUACCUGGAAAGGUACAGCUGUGUAUGAUUGAUUACUCUGUCGCUAUUCUGGCAUUUAUGGAAUUAUUGCUGGUCGUAGUGGCAGGCUGGCACAGUUUACUCCAAGAUCCUUUAACGUGGCUUAUUGAAUAGUUGUAGCAACGUAAUACAAUUUUAAAACUAGUACAUACCUAUUGCCCGCAGUUGGCAUUCAUUAAUUGUGUCUCUAGUCCUUUACAGGUAUUCGUGUCUCUACAUUACAUACCUGUCCAGAUUCGUAUUUUAGUACUGAGGAUGCAAAGGAUAUUUUCGUUUCUUGAUUCUGUCUGGAAUGAAUAUGCGAUGUGGAAAGAACGAAUGUGUCGCUGUUUUCUCUCUAUAUAGAGAGAGCUUCAUGCAUGAAACCACCGGUAUAAGAAAACAGGUCUUACUAGAAUGUAUUAGCAAGAAAAAUUGAGUAGCAUGUGGACACAGAAUGUAACAAUACGCAUGGUCAACUACGAAUCUGCGCAAAUAUGCAGUAAAUAUGCGUAGAAGUAUCUUCUUUUUACAUUUGUGGGAAAAUAUGCAUGUCCACGUUGUUUAUAAUCUGUGAGGGUGGUUGUCAGAGAAUUUCCAGAGGAAAAAUAAUAACGUCCGUCUGAUUUUAGUGUUGUGCAGUGAUAUAUAGGUGGUAGUUGUCUAUUCCGUUCGUUCUUGUAAAUAUGACUUUUGCAUUCACUUUUGAACUUUGACAUUUGCUUUUAAACCUGGACAAACAGCAUAUACUUCUGUUGAACAAAAUUUGAAUAAACUAUUUUUGAUUUUC